Entamoeba histolytica HM-1:IMSS is the source of this 279-nucleotide messenger RNA. RefSeq lists its product as uncharacterized. Bases 1 to 279 code for a protein of 92 amino acids. NCBI's taxonomy places the organism in Eukaryota, Evosea, Mastigamoebida, Endamoebidae. The record is from RefSeq and is a predicted model, not a curated record. The transcript has a single exon.
AUGGUACUUACAGUUGUAAAUAUGCACCAGAAUUCCCAGGUGAUUACACAGUUGACAUUAAACUUAAUGGUGAUAAAGUUGGUAAAGCACCAUAUGAAGUUUGUGUUGGAGAGGGAGUUGAUAAUCAAAAAUCAGGAGUUGAUUGCUUCCAAUUUACUAUUCUUGCUAAAAGUAAAAGAGGAGGACCUGUUAAACCAGGUAAUGCUAAAUUCUCAGUUAAAAUUAUUCAUGAAAAUGGAACAGAAAUUCCACAAGAAAAUAUUGAUAUCAAAAAUUUGA